AUGGGCGGUUGUUGCUGUUGUGCUUCUAAGGAGACUGUGUUGAGUGCUCCACCUGCUUACUAUUAUCAGUAUCCAAGAGCAUCAGAUGAGCAUGUUCCACUAUCUUCUCAUCAAGUCGGUGCCACUCAGACUGCACCUGUGGCUCAAGAAAUUUGCUGUGACAAGAACAACACAAAUUCUAACUCAGUUCAAGAACCAUCUGGAGACAAUAACGCAACCCCACCUAAGUCAGAAGAACUGAAGGAAUCAGAAUGCAAAGGUCAGACUGAUUUAGAACUAGACUCGGCAAAGGAUUCUGAAAUUGAACUUUCAAAGUUGGGCGAACCUAUAAAUUUAGUAGAAGAAGAGGAUGGAUGCCCGAUAUGUUUAGAAGAAUAUGACGAUGAGAAUCCAAAACUCACCACAAAAUGUGAUCAUCAUUAUCACCUUGCUUGCAUUCUGGAAUGGAUGGAAAGAAGUGACACUUGCCCUGUCUGUGCUCAGGCCUUGGUUUUCAGCCCUCCCAUUGAGUAG
Messenger RNA from Vicia faba (fava bean), 513 nucleotides. The record is from the annotation of a GenBank genome assembly. Lineage: Eukaryota; Viridiplantae; Streptophyta; Magnoliopsida; Fabales; Fabaceae.